Messenger RNA from Phyllostomus hastatus (greater spear-nosed bat), 2414 nucleotides. RefSeq names its product solute carrier family 25 member 34 (gene SLC25A34). Lineage: Eukaryota; Metazoa; Chordata; Mammalia; Chiroptera; Phyllostomidae. Bases 188 to 1144 code for a protein of 318 amino acids. The record is from RefSeq and is a predicted model, not a curated record. The transcript has 5 exons.
CCAGCAGCUCUGGCUGCUAAGCGGAGCAGGUGAAUGCUAGGAAAGAUCAGGAGCCGCCUGGGCAGCCGCAGGCCUGUCCCACCAGACCCCUGCCCUCCAGACAUGUCCCCAGGGCGCCUUGAUCCCUAGCUCUGUGGUCCUUCAGGGGUAAAGGCAGACUGAGCGCCACCACCCCAGGGCCGGCGCCAUGCCCCUGACCCGGGCGCAGCCAGCAGCUGGCACGGAGGACAUGGAAACAGUUGCCCCAGCCGUGGACCUAGUGCUGGGAGCCUCAGCCUGUUGCCUGGCCUGCAUCUUCACCAACCCCCUGGAAGUGGUGAAGACGCGGCUGCAGCUGCAGGGGGAGCUGCAGGCCCCGGGCACCUACCACCGGCCCUACCGGGGCUUGGUGGCCUCAGUAGCAGCUGUGGCCAGAGCAGACGGACUGGGUGGCUUGCAGAAGGGGCUGGCCGCCAGCCUCCUCUACCAGGGCCUCAUGAACAGCGUCCGCUUCUACUGCUACAGCCUGGCCUGCCAGGCUGGCCUCACCCAGCAGCCAGGUGGCACCGUGGUGGCAGGCGCUGUGGCUGGGGCACUGGGAGCCUUCGUGGGGAGUCCCGCUUACCUGGUCAAAACGCAGCUGCAGGCCCAGACGGUGGCCGGGAUGGCUGUGGGGCACCAGCACCACCACCAGAACGUCCUGGGCGCCUUGGAGACCAUCUGGCAGCAGCAGGGCCUGGCAGGGCUGUGGCGGGGCGUGGGCGGGGCUGUGCCCCGAGUCAUGGUUGGCUCGGCUGCCCAGCUGGCUACCUUCGCCUCUGCCAAGGCCUGGGUGCAUGAGCGGCAGUGGCUCCCGGAGGACAGCUGGAUGGUGGCCCUGGCCGGAGGCAUGAUCAGCAGUGUGGCCGUGGUGGCGGUCAUGACUCCCUUUGACGUGGUCAGCACCCGGCUGUACAAUCAGCCCGUGGAUGGAGCUGGCAGGGGCCGGCUGUACAGUGGCCUGGCGGACUGCCUGGUGAAGAUCUGGCGGCAGGAGGGCCCCCUGGCACUCUACAAGGGCCUGGGCCCCGCCUACCUGCGCCUGGGCCCCCACACCAUCCUCAGCAUGUUCUUGUGGGACGAGCUCCGGAAACUGGUCAGACCGGGCCGGCGCCAGGACACCUAAGCCACAUCCCUCAGCCCCCCACCCCAUCCUGACACCUUUCACCACCCACUCCAGCUGGGAAUGGCCACCGUGGAGCCAGCCAUAGGCCCAGGCCUGGCUGCAGGUCUGGGGAGAACGUGGGCGGCUGUAGUCAACCAGCCCCGUGACCCACCGCCCCGCUCCGAAUCACCACCCACUCUGUCCUCCAGAAAGUUCUCUUCCCUUCCUCCUCUGUCUGGGGUUGCCUUGCCCCAGGGUCUUGCUCAUCCUCACGCUAACCGCUGCGGAGCAUCGCCGUGAGCUGGGUCACUUACCCGCACCUGCGCGCUUCAUUCUGAAGCAGCAGCGUGAAUACAAUCUUCCUCUGCUGAUGAGGAGGCCGAGGCACAGAGGCGCAGAGGGUGCCAUGACUGGAGCUCAGCCCCGCCCAGACCAGGCCUGUGCCCUGGGCAAGGACCGGGCCCCUGGGGGCUGGCGCGUCUCUGAGGGGUCACUGCACACGUGAGGAGACCCCGGGUGCACCAAGGCAUGCCACCAUCUGUGGUGGCUGCCGUGACAAAGUGCCUCAGCCUAGGCAGCUGUGACGACAGAAGGGUGUCUUCUCGCCAUUCUGGUAGCCGAUGUCCGAGAUGAAAGGGUCGACAGGGUUGGUUUCUUCCAAGACCUUUCUCCUCGGCUUGCAGGCGGCCAGCUUCUCUGUGUCCUUCCUUCUGUGCGUGUCUGCGCCCUCGUCCCCUCUCCUUAUGAGGACACCAGGCCCACCUUGGCGACCUCAUCAUGUCCACUUAAUCCCCUCUUGAAGGACCCAGGCUCCAACUAAGUCACAUUCUGGAGUCCAGGGCCUUGGACUUCAUUACAUGAAUGGAGGGACACAGUUCAGGCCAUCGCACCAACGAAGGGCUUUUACAAAGGUCUUGCUAGGCGCCCAGCCCUGCCAACGUGCACACAGACCUCGUAACAACCCUGAAAGGGAGCCCCCACCGUGCCCGUUGUCCGGAUGAGGAGACCGGGGCCGGGGCAGGGGAGCGACUUCCCCAAGGUGCGUCGCAGAGCCAAGCGUCCUCAACCAGGCCCUGUCCCCAAGCUGCAGCCACACUCCCCACGUGGGUGGGUCCCUUUGUGCUCACCCGCAGACGCCCAAGCCCCUGGAAGGGGCAGGACAGGUCCAGGUCGAGCAGCCUGAUGCACCUUCCUGCCAACACCCGGUGUCUUGGACAAGCUGCCCCGCCCCCCCCGGGGAACGCCUACCAACACUCCAGACCAAUAAAGUUUUCUAUUUUGUUUACUGCUA